Molecule: messenger RNA, 564 nt
Organism: Ordospora colligata OC4
Lineage: Eukaryota; Fungi; Microsporidia; Ordosporidae
Exons: 1
Coding region: 1-564 (187 amino acids)
Source: RefSeq, a predicted model, not a curated record
AUGAAAAUCUUUUUAUUUGUGAUUGGGAUUAUGUGUAGGAGAAUAAAUCUGGAGCCUAAGGGAACCUUUACAUUUAGAGAUAAGGUUGCAUCUGGUGCUCCAUAUAGUCUAAGCUUUCAGGCAUCACGAGGGGACAAAGGCUCGCAAAAGUCACUGAUAACUGUGCUUGAUCCAACAGGAAAACAAAUGGUGGCAAGUAAGGAUCCAUAUUCUGUGUAUCACUUCAGGAUGAAGCAUGCAGGCGAAGUUACUGUGUCUGUCAAAAACAACAGUUCAAAAGAAAUGCCAUUUGUAUACAGGCGCAUUGAGCAUAUCAACCAGACUCAAAAUAAUUCUGGGCCAAUAAACAAUGAAUUGGUUUCGGAGCUACAGAAUGUUUUGGAGACAAUUAUACAAACACAACGAGCUCAUAUAAAAAAGCAUGAAGAGCAUGGAAUGAUGGUGGCUAAGUCAAGAAGACGCAUCACACUGCUGCUGGUAUUUGAAACUGUAUUUUUCACAAGUGUACUGCUAUUUUUGCAUAAGAGAAUGCUCAAGAUGUUUGAAAGCAAAAGAGAUGUUUAA